Messenger RNA from Talaromyces amestolkiae, 771 nucleotides. RefSeq lists its product as uncharacterized. The coding region runs from base 1 to 771 and encodes 256 amino acids. The record is from RefSeq and is a predicted model, not a curated record. The transcript has 3 exons. Lineage: Eukaryota; Fungi; Ascomycota; Eurotiomycetes; Eurotiales; Trichocomaceae.
AUGUUCUUCACCAAGGUUUCUCUUGCUGCCAUCGCUGCUUUGGCGGCCGUGAGCGAGGCUCGUCACCAUGAAUACGGCCUCUUGCACCCCAAGCGCUCUCUGAGCUCCGCUCCUGUGCUUCCUACCGUCACUGUUUACCCUGUUCCUCUCAACACCGGCGUUGCGACUGCUCCCGCCUCGUCCGCCUCUGCUACUGACCUAACCUUGACCUACACCCUCGGAACUGGCACUUCCACCCAGGUCGUGACCACCACCAUCCACCGUACUGAGACUGACACCCUCUACGUAACUGCUACUGCUGCCCCUGGUGGCAACGAGCAAGUUGCUAGCGAAGCCACAACAACUGUCUUCAGCACCUCUACCUCCACCUCGACCGUUACUGUCUUUGCUGCUUCUUCUACUGGAGGCUCUGGUCCUGCCGCUACUGGCACUGGCAGCGAGGGUUGCAGUGGACAGGCCACCGUCACCGUCACUCAGAAGGAAACCGUCACAGUGACUGCUACCCCCACCGCUUCAGUGGGCCUCAAUACCGAGGUGAUUUCCGUCCAGCCAACGGAGACUGGCUCUGCUGGUCCAACUGAUACUGCUGUCGUCGAACCUACCGAGACCGCUAAGGUUCCCCCUUCUCCAAGCGCCCACGGCAGUGGCCAUACCUCCGUCGCACCCUACCCAACCAAUGUUCCUGGUCAAGGCCAGGCUACAUCCUCUGGGUUCUUGACCAGCACUCGCCCUCUGCACACUGGCCGUCCCCGCCCCACCGGCUACUUUUAG